GACGAUUGUAAGUUCUCCACAAUGCUCUCUAGCAACCGUGCCCAGCAAGCUCAGCUCUCUGAGAACGCCCUUACGGGGAAGGGUGGUCAUGUCGUGAUGGAGUCUCGGAAGAGGGGAGCGUUCAUGGACAUCAGCAACACGGUUAAUGUGAUGUCUGCUCAAACUGGUAUGGUGACGCGGAGCAAGGCUGCGGCGGCUCGGUUGUCUGCAAGCAAGCUUGAGGACCUUGAUGACACCAUUAUGCAGGGGACCACGCCGGCGAGGUUGGAGCUUCAGCAGUUGGUCGACUGGAAGGACACUAUUCCGCCUGAGGAUCGUCAAGAUCUCAACAACCCUCAGUUCGUGGCGGAAUACGUUAAUUCUAUCUUUGUCAACAUGAACAGCAUAGAGCAGAAAUAUCGGCAGUCUUGGAAUUACAUGGGUAGAACUCAGUCCGAUAUCACUGAGAGGAUGCGCGCUGUUCUGAUCGACUGGUUGGUUGAGGUUCAUUGGAAGUUCAAGUUGGUUCCAGAGACGCUCUACCUAACGGUCAACUUGAUUGAUCGUUAUCUUGAGCAAUGUCCCAAUCUUCCACGUACACGGUUGCAGCUAGUUGGUGUGACCUGCUUGUUGAUUGCCUCGAAGUAUGAGGAUAUAUAUGCUCCUGAAAUGAAGGACAUUGUCAGUAUAUGCGACAGAACCUAUCAACGUCAUGAAGUCAUGCAAAUGGAAGUGGACAUUCUUAACGCGCUCGGGUUCUGCCUGACAACACCAUCAGCAAUGUUCUUCCUACUUCGGUACGCCAAGGUCAUGGAGAGUGAUGAGAAACACUUUUUCUUGGCACAGUAUUGUCUAGAACUCGCCCUUCCAGAGUAUAGUAUGCUGAAAUAUUCUGCAAGUCAACUGGCGGCGGGCGCUUUGUAUUUAUCCAACAAACUAAUCAGAAAGCCGGCAGCAUGGCCACCACAUGUGGCCGUGCACUGCCCGAACACUGAGCAAGAGGUGAAAGCUGUGGCGAAGGAAUUAUGUGCAUUACUGCAAGCAACUACCAACGAGGAUCACUCGGGGACGCAGCUCAGGGCUGUGAAGAAGAAGUUCCAACUUUCGAAGUUCCGCAGUGUAUCCCGUAUGGUACUUGGUUGAAGAAGAUGGAAGCCGAAGGGAGGUUUAGUCCCGUGUUUAUAAUAAAGAUUUAUCACCCAAGAAAUUGUCUCUACUAUCGUCUAGGUUUAUCGUCAGUUUGUAUGGUCCAGAGGAAUGCUGAGAUGCUGGACACGUCAUUUCUGAGAAAUGAAGCUCAAUCGAGGUGGCUAUCAGUGCUGCUAUUCUUAUCGUAUGUGCUUGAUAGUGUCAACUCGGUUAAAUUAGUUUCAAAUGCUGCUGUAGGCUAGCAUUUAUGCAUGGUAGAUGAUGCACGA
Molecule: messenger RNA, 1397 nt
Organism: Perkinsus marinus ATCC 50983
Lineage: Eukaryota; Perkinsozoa; Perkinsida; Perkinsidae
Product: G2/mitotic-specific cyclin-B, putative
Exons: 9
Coding region: 22-1122 (366 amino acids)
Biological process (GO): regulation of cyclin-dependent protein serine/threonine kinase activity; mitotic cell cycle phase transition
Cellular component (GO): cytoplasm; cyclin-dependent protein kinase holoenzyme complex; nucleus
Molecular function (GO): cyclin-dependent protein serine/threonine kinase regulator activity
Source: RefSeq, a predicted model, not a curated record